AUGGUGAGAUCGACCGAUACCAAGAAGUCCGUCCGCCUGGCGACGGCAUGCACCGAAUGCCAGCGCCGGAAACAAAAGGCAAGCACCGACAUCCAGCGAUGUGCAGUCGGGAAUGGCCAUGCAAUCAAUCACUGUCAAGGGAGGCGGAUUGCUCACCUCUGUAAAUUUACGCCCAAGAAAGUGCUCAAGGCGGCGAAGCCCGUCAGUAAUGAUCCAAGGUCUGAUAAUUGUAAACGGCCUCCUUCGGACAGUUUGUUGAUUCCCUUCAGGACCCCGAAUACUCCUGCAAGAAACAAUGCAGAUUCAAGCCCAGACUCCUUGAGUUCUAACAGCGUAUCGGCCAUCGCCAGUGGGGAUGGCUUCCGGAUGCUGGGAUACCUCCCCGACAAUGAAAAUGUGCUCCAGGGAGGUACUGAUCAAUACCAAUCGGCAGCCAUAUCACCACUUCCUCGGGGGAACUUAUCGCCUGAAUUGGAGAAAGCAAUCCGUACCAUCCCCCCGAAGCCCUACACAGAUAUUCUGGUGCAGCUCUUUCUCAGUGACAUGAAUGAUCAGUAUUACUGUCUUUAUCCACCCACUUUCUCACUCGAUUACUCCACUUGGUGGGUGGGAAAGGCAAGUGGUGAGACAUUGACGCCAGAGUUUACAUGUCUGCUUCUACACGUCUGUGCCUGCGGCGCCCUUUAUCUGGACCCUGAAGCACGGCAAAAAUUGGAGAGUGAACUGGGCGAAAGCUCCCAAAACCUUGCGGAGCAAUAUCACCAUACUGCCAAACAACUUAGCAAUACCAUAGCCCCAGGCAAAGGAGGCCUAAUACAGGUGCAACAGUUGUUUAUAAACGCGGUAUGGUAUAAGACCGAAGCAUUGUUCAUCGAGUCGUGGCAUGCCUUAGGUGCUGCUAUCCACGAGGCUCAGGAGUUAGGUAUGCACAGAAGUUCCUCCAAGGCAAAGGUCUCUGAGUUUGAAGGGGAGAUGAGAAGACGGCUUUGGUGUACACUCUACACCUGGGACUGGCAAAUGUCGCUACUAUUGUCGCGUCCGUUUGUCAUAAACAGCAACUAUUGCUCCUUCGAGCUACCCAAUGUACGCCUCGAGACAGGUGCAGAUGCCCCAUCGCCAAUAACACAUAUAACCCUCCAGUGUCAACUAGGGCAAACGAUCUCAACUAUACCCGGAGUUAUGGGGGGAAUCCUGAAUCCCACGCAGGCUGUCUCCAUUCAACAAGAAACCGAGAGAUGGUUUGACUCUUUUCCGCCUCCGUAUCGACUUAUUGACCCCGACACUCGUUGGGACCAAUCUCAUCCUUAUGUAACCAUGCAACGACAUCAAGUACAUGCUAUCGGCUGGAUGGUCAUGCUUCUACCAUUAAAGCAAUGUCUUACAAAAGAUCUAGACCAGGACAAGCCCAGUAUUGAAAAGAGUCUCCGACCAAACGCUUCACACAUGCUUCCCGCAAAUACAAAGUUCCAUUCUGCACCUUUUCUGAUGUUCGAUACCGCUGCCUUUUUGUGUUCUGCAAUCAUACACGACAGCAGUCGAACUCUGCCACAACGAGACAAGGUCGUUGAAGCGAUUGGCUUAGUCCUCAAGGCGUUAGCGCAAAUAUCUCAAAACACAAAGACUGGCGCCAUCUGCUCUGCAGUUCUUACCAAACUUGCAAGUAGCACACCUUUGUCUCCGGAAGAGAAGGCUUUGAUGUUUGCCAAGUCGCCGGAAGUAUCGCUUGAGGAACCUCGAACACCGCCUGCUAUCCGGCCAGGUCUGGAUGCUCUUUGUGGUGAUGAUGCAUAUCUCGGAACCUCUCUUUCAACUUCGAACAAUUUUGGGGACACGAUGGAGAUGUCGUUAUCCCUAGGACUCAACCCUGCUGAUAGCAUGGGUGGUUACAUGGGGCUGAGUGAUAUUCCCAAUAUGGAUCUGGGCGUGUUGGGCCAGAUAUGGGACUGGGAUAAUCUUGAUCUUGAUUUGCCGGGUUCUCCGACCCUAUAA
This is a messenger RNA of Aspergillus heteromorphus CBS 117.55, 1989 nucleotides long. RefSeq lists its product as uncharacterized. The transcript has 8 exons. Gene Ontology annotation, molecular function: zinc ion binding; DNA binding. The record is from RefSeq and is a predicted model, not a curated record. NCBI's taxonomy places the organism in Eukaryota, Fungi, Ascomycota, Eurotiomycetes, Eurotiales, Aspergillaceae. Gene Ontology annotation, biological process: DNA-templated transcription. Gene Ontology annotation, cellular component: nucleus. Bases 1 to 1989 code for a protein of 662 amino acids.